AUGAUCCAGUGUCCUGUGUUUCAGAGGCUGCUGUCGGCUCUGGACCAAUCAGAAGCUGGACCUUCUGCUUCCACUGCUCCACCACUAGAAGUGAUUGAUCUGAUCGAUGAUGACGAGGAGGACUCUGUGUCUUUGAUCCACGUCAGUAACUCUCCCAUCAGAGCCUUCACUCCCAUCUCCGAGGCCCGCGACUGCCUCAUCGACUUCAGGAACAACCGCAGCAAGAGAGCCAGGCCCAGAGCGGGAGCCAAGCCUGGAGCCAAGAGGAGGUGA
Molecule: messenger RNA, 273 nt
Organism: Knipowitschia caucasica
Lineage: Eukaryota; Metazoa; Chordata; Actinopteri; Gobiiformes; Gobiidae
Source: the annotation of a GenBank genome assembly